This is a messenger RNA of Closterium sp. NIES-65, 1167 nucleotides long. NCBI's taxonomy places the organism in Eukaryota, Viridiplantae, Streptophyta, Zygnematophyceae, Desmidiales, Closteriaceae. The record is from the annotation of a GenBank genome assembly.
AUGAGAGGUUGGAAGUCAGCGUUCGCGUUCAAGUUGCGAAAACCUUUUUCGUCUGAAGCGACUACACGAAGUUAUACCCCUCACUGCACCGCCUCUUCCGCCGCCUCCGCCUCCGCCUCCGCCUCCGCCUCCGCCGCAGCCAAUCGCGCUGCCUCCUUCUCCGCCGCCGCCUCUCGCGCCGCUACUAGCGCUUACGCCGUAUUCUGUCCCUCGGCCCCCGUUGCGCCUGUGGAAGACUCCCCCUCCGCCGCAUCUGCCGCUUCCUCUGCCUUCCCUGCUUCCUCUGCUAACUCCGCCGGUGCAACCCAAUCCGCUCCUUCCACGUCACCCGCCGUCUCCGCGUGUUCCUCGUUAAAUAGAAGUGCUUUCUACUUCUCCUCCUGCGCUCCUUCGUUUUCCGCUCGUUUUAGUCACGCUGACUUGCGUGCCAGCCCCACACCCGCCGCCACUUGCGCCGCGAGUUCAGCUCUCGCUCCGCCUACUUCUGUCGCCGAUCCUCUCGCCGAUUGUCGCGCGACAUUCUCCUCGUCGUCGUGGAGGCGCUCCAUGUCGAUAGCGAUCCCCGCAUGCGACGGCGACGACGAGGUGCAUGCGGUGGGGGAGGACGAGGGGGGAGAGGCGGAGGAAGAGGCGGGAGAAAUGGCGGAGUCGGAUGGCCGUAGUGGCGGCGCUCAGGAUUCUGCGGUGGACAUCGAUUCGCUCAGCAGAAUGGUGCCUGAGUUGUCUUGGGGGCAGCUUUCUGAGCUUGCAGCAGGCAAGGAGAAAAUGGACUGGCCUGUGGUGAGCGGGGGUGUGGUGAAAGGGGGUGCGGUGGAAGGGGGUGCGGUGCAGGAGUGUGCAGUGGAGUGGUGUGCGAUGGAGGAAGAUGCAUGGGAUGAGCCAGAGAGCCCUGCAAUGGUCCCUGCUUGCUCCUUGUGUGGGCCUGCACAGAGGGACAAGGACGAGAGGUCAGCAGAUUUCCAGCUGUGCUUGAAUGCACCGAGGGGAGGAGGCAGGGUUCGGUUGGACAGGAUGGGGAGUGGUGGUGGUGAUGGCAGUGGUGGUGGUGGGACAGCCACUGUGGUUUGGUAUGUCCCGCGAUUUGGCAGGCAUAGGCAGCAGAGGUCGAUAGUAAGGGAAGUGGCACGAGAAGCCGUGAGAGACAUUGCGCGUGGGGGAGCAAGGUGA